Molecule: messenger RNA, 2059 nt
Organism: Melanotaenia boesemani (Boeseman's rainbowfish)
Lineage: Eukaryota; Metazoa; Chordata; Actinopteri; Atheriniformes; Melanotaeniidae
Product: sodium- and chloride-dependent GABA transporter 2-like
Exons: 14
Coding region: 222-1748 (508 amino acids)
Biological process (GO): sodium ion transmembrane transport
Cellular component (GO): membrane
Source: RefSeq, a predicted model, not a curated record
GAAAACAAGCUCGAACACAGACACAAUCAGAGGUGGAGGAGCGGGGACACUGGGCAAGCAAGGUUGAGUUUCUACUGGCUGUGGCUGGAAAUGUGGUUGGGCUUGGCAAUGUGUGGAGAUUUCCCUACCUCUGCUACAAAAAUGGAGGCGGAGCAUUCUUGAUUCCAUAUCUGGUACUUGUGGUGACGUGUGGUGUACCUCUGUUCCUGCUGGAGACAACCAUGGGCCAGUACACCCAGGAGGGGGGCAUCACCUGCUGGAGGAAGUUGUGCCCACUGGCAGAAGGUAUUGGUUAUGGUGGACAGCUGAUCCUCCUGUACAGCUGCAUGACCUACAUCAUCAUUCUGUCCUGGGCUUUGCUUUACCUUGUGUUCUCCUUCAGCUCCCAGCUCCCAUGGGCCAACUGCAAUAACUACUGGAACACUGAUGACUGUGUAGACUUUUCAGCUAAAAAUUACACCUUCCACUGGACCAACAGAACAAACUCAGCUUCUGCAGCCACAGAAUUCUGGCAACGACGAGUGCUUUCCAUCUCAGGGGGCAUUGAGGAGGUUGGCAGCAUCAGGUGGGAGGUGCUGUUGUGUCUAAUUGUAAUGUGGAUAAUCUGCUACUUCUGCAUCUGGAAAGGAGUUAAAUCCACAGGAAAGGUGGUGUAUUUCACUGCCACCUUCCCCUAUGUGAUGUUGUUAAUUCUUUUGAUCCGUGGGCUCUCUCUUCCUGGUGCUCUUCAAGGAGUAGUGUUUUAUCUUCUGCCUGAUCCAUCACGACUCAUGGAUCCUCAGGUCUGGAUGGAGGCAGGAGCUCAAAUCUUUUUCUCGUACAGUGUCGGUGUGGGCUGCCUAACAGUGCUUGGCAGCUACAACAAACAAAACAACAACUGCUACAAAGACUGCCUAUAUCUGUCUUUGCUGAACAGUGGUACCAGUAUUGUUGCUGGUUUUGCGGUCUUCUCCGUGCUGGGAUUCAUGGCUCAUGAGCAAAGUGUUCCCAUUGCAGAAGUGGCAGAAUCAGGUCCAGGCUUGGCCUUCAUUGCAUACCCUCAGGCUGUAGCCAUGAUGCCUCUGCCCCAACUGUGGUCCAUCUGCUUCUUUGUCAUGCUCAUUCUCUUGGGUCUAGAUACACAAUUUGUCGCCAUGGAGGUGGUGGUGACAUCUAUCAUAGAUAUGUUUCCAAGAGUUAUGCGGAAAGCAGGUCGACGGGAGCGUUUCCUCCUCCUCUUCUGCCUAACAUGCUUCUUCUCUCAGCUUGUCAUGGUCACUGAAGGAGGGAUGUACGUGUUUCAGAUGUUCGACUACUAUGCUUGUAAUGGAGCCUGCAUCCUCUUUCUCUGUGUGUUUGAAACUCUGGCACUUGGAUGGGUAUUUGGGGCCGAGCGGUUGUGUGGCAUCAUAAAGGACAUGACAGGGGAGCGUGUCAACCCAUUCUUCAAAAUCUGUUGGCUUUACCUCACUCCACUGGUCUCGCUGGGGUCUUUUAUAUGUUCUUUAGUAGAGUACCAGCCUCUGACCUUUAAUCGCUGGUAUGUAUACCCAUCCUGGGCAUACGUGUUGGGCUGGGUGCUGGCCCUCUCCUCCAUCCUCCUUGUGCCAGGAUGGACAUUAUAUAAACUGAGUACUGGGACUGGAACCCUCAGACAGCGCUUCAAUGACCUGUGCCAGUCUGUCCUUGACAACUCACUGACCCAAAAGAGGGAAACGGAGCUGCAGAACAUGAGAGCAGAAGUGCUGCAGCCGUUGACUCUCCACUAAAGGGAAAGAUCGUCUGAACUGGAAGUCUUUGCCAACUACUUUAUAUGUCACAAAAGAAAAACUGAUACUGACUGAACAACUAAAUUCCACUUUUAUAACCUGUUAUAAUCCAAAAACGUGUCUUUACUUUAGCUCUAUCAUAUUGGGUGGAUGUAGAGCACAUAUGGUUGUUUAGGAUGCUUCUUCCUGUCAGUGUCACGUGUCAGUGUCCCGUGUUGCCAUGAAAAUUACCAGCAUAAAUAAACCUCAAACCUGUACUUUAGAUGCUUCCUUGGCAUUUUUCCAGACACACACAAAAAGCAACUACUAAA